Molecule: messenger RNA, 3014 nt
Organism: Scatophagus argus
Lineage: Eukaryota; Metazoa; Chordata; Actinopteri; Scatophagidae
Product: meprin A subunit beta-like
Exons: 16
Coding region: 251-2245 (664 amino acids)
Biological process (GO): proteolysis
Cellular component (GO): membrane
Molecular function (GO): metalloendopeptidase activity; zinc ion binding; protein binding
Source: RefSeq, a predicted model, not a curated record
AUCUGAUCUGAUAUGAAUUCCACUGACAGAGUGAGACAAUGAGAAGAAAUUUUAUCUUGGCAAGGGAACCGAAAGAACCAUCACUCAACACCAUUGUGACAAUGACUUAAUUAUGAUUCCCUGAAAUGUUAAAACCUGUUUUCUGACGGGACAUCAUACCUGCAUAUAAACCUCCUGUCACAGCUGUGUCUCAUAUGAGAGACACACAGGCUAGAAGACGGUUAACACAGGUUUGGUCCACACAACGAGGAUGACAAGCCUUGUUUUCCUUGCUGUGAAUUUGGCGGUCUUGUCAGCUUUCUUCAUAAAGCCAAAUGGAACAGCAAUAGUGAAUAUUGGUGAGGAAAAGGACAUAACGGAGGCAAACAAUGGAUCAUUAACUGAUGACAUUCUGGAGCCACCAAACAUACAAAGGAGUGCCAUUGUUGAUGCCAACAAUCUAUGGACAUCCCCAGUACCAUAUGUUUUGGAAAAAAGCCUUGAGAUGAAUGCUAAAGGAGUCAUCCUGAGAGCUUUCGAGCAAUUCAGGCUGAAGUCAUGCAUUGACUUCAAACAAAGGGACUCUGAGGAAUAUUACAUUUCUGUCCAAAAGUUAGAUGGAUGUUUUUCAUAUGUUGGGAAAUCACAACCCAACGGACAGCAACUCUCCAUCGGGAGGUUCUGUGAUGGGAUUUCCACUGUUGAACAUGAGUUCCUCCAUGCUCUUGGCUUCUUCCAUGAACAGUCCAGAUAUGACAGAGAUAAUUAUGUGACCGUCAUAUUUGAGAACAUCCAAGAAGGUAGGGAGUCUAACUUUGCAAAAGUUAGCAGCGAAGACAGCACCACCAACGGAGUCGCAUAUGACUUCUGGUCAGUUAUGCACUACAGCAAAAAUGCAUUCAGCAAUGGCAUAGGGCUGACACUGAUCACCAAAGAUCCAGAAUUCCAGGAUAUUAUUGGUCAGAGACUGGAAGUGAGCCCCAGUGACAUUCUGGAACUGAACCUCCUCUACAAAUGCAACUCGACUAUCACAUUUAAGAUGUACUGCGGCUUUUCUGAUGGGUCCAUGUGUCAAAUGAAUCGCUGUUCAGACGGAGGCCCUGGCUGGGAAAUGGUAACACAAGUUAACGGGACUCCCAGCUCUGACCACACCACACUGCCCGGUGGUAAUAGUAGUUAUCAUGGUGAACAACCAGGUUACUUCAUGCAUGCUAGUACAGCAUCAGGUCAAGAGGGAGACUUGGCCUGGCUGGAGACCAAGGUGAUGAGUGUCACUCAGGAGUGUCAUGUCCAGUGUCUCCAGUUCUACUAUUACCAUAGUGGGAGUCCAUCGGACCAGCUCAACAUCUGGAUCAGAGAGUUUCAAGAUGACUUGGACGAUACAGGAACCCGCCGCCUGGUUGACCAGAUCACUGGUCGACAAACGUCUUACUGGCAGCUGCAGCAUGUCUCCCUGAAUGCCACCACACACUUCCAGGUGGAGUUUGAGGUUCGUAAAGGAGCUGGAAACUCUUCAGGCGGCUUCUCAAUUGAUGACAUCAAUCUGUCCGAGACCGAAUGUCCACAUGUGACCAUACAGGUCGAUGAGUUAGAGAACCUUUUGAAUGCUAGUGAUUUUGGAACCACUAUAUCCAGUUCACGGCAGUACUCCACAGGGGGCUAUUCUUACUUGGUUGGGAUUCUGCUCUACAAGACACAAAUUGGAGCCUAUGUGCAACUCUUGUCUGGUAAAUAUGAUGACCAGCUGGAGUGGCCAUGCCCACAAAGGCAGGUCACAUUCCAAAUGUUGGACCAGAACCCCAACAUCCAGCAGCAAAUGUCCAAGCAAAGGAGUAUCACCAGUGACCUAAGCGUAUCCAGCACUGGUUCCUAUUUAUGGGAUGAUCCUCGUAAGGUUGGAACUCCAUUUACAGAUGAGAAUAAUGAGACCAGCUAUGCCGGGCCUCAGCUUGGCAGAGCCAUUUUUGCAUCUCUAGAUGAACUGAAAUCCAGAGAGUUCCUCAAGGGAGGCAGUGCCGUUUUCGUCUUCAGUUUUCAAGAUCUCACUCCUCUGGUCAAUGGAAGUGUUCUACCAUGUCCUAAAGUCCGCCCAGCGAAGAUGGUGAAUCCUCCAGCCCAUAUGGAUAGAGCCCCCUGCUCACCACGGAUCUUACCCACCACCCCCAUUCCAACUGUAACGGACAGCAGCAAUUUUGUCUUCUCACCUGCUUCGUUGGCUUCUUCUCUCCUCACCCUCCUGCUGGCACUGAUGCUUUUGUUACCUUGAAUGUGUCAUGUCACACACACAUCUCACCUCUGAAUAUGGACCGGGCCAGCAAAUUUGCCGCUGGCUGAGUAACUAAGUUUUAUAUUUUUUACUCAUUUGUUUUCUGGUUUCACUGCUUAUAUGAACUAAUAAAAAGGGAACGGUGGUAUAACUACUGGAGGAUACCGUAUAGCAGGGUAUUUUCGGCGACACAACCUAAAGCAGAAUAAGAAAUUGACAUAUGCCUGUCAUACUAUGCUUAUACUUUUCUUAUUGUGACAGUAUAUAUCUGUAUAAUUGUGAUUUAAUCAAUUUCUAGUCUAAAAUUGCACAUUUUUUUGUUUGAUCUUUUAUAGUACUGUCAUCCUUUGAAGAAAUGCUUUCUAACUGGUUUUCAAAAAGGAAAGGUUGAUGUGAGCCCUUAAUUUCAUGUAUUGAGAAUGUUUAUAUACUGUAGGCUAAAAGCAGGACAUGGAAUUUUAUAGCCAACCCAGUAUGGCAGUUCUUGAUUCACAGGAAAAGCAUAAUUGAAAAUGAAAGAAAAACGAUAUGGUUUUGUUUCUGGUCAUCAGAUGUUGCUCUUAAGUAUAUUGAUUUUAUUGUGAUUUAUUGAUUUUAGGUCUUUUCAAAAAGUGUUGGUCUGAUUUCAGGGUUCAGGGUUGUAGUAUGGAAUUUUUUUUAAGCUUUUAAAAUAAAUUCUUUUCAAAGCAAGACUUGUUUUUAGUAUUUAUGGAGACUACAGUCAUUAAUUAACAAGCUAAUAGCUAAAUCAUUCCAUUGAACGAGAUAC